Molecule: messenger RNA, 1336 nt
Organism: Zonotrichia albicollis (white-throated sparrow)
Lineage: Eukaryota; Metazoa; Chordata; Aves; Passeriformes; Passerellidae
Source: RefSeq, a predicted model, not a curated record
AGCCGGCCCGGCGGUAGUGAUGGGGGAACCGGGGCCCGGCGCGGCUGCCCCGAGCUCGGCGGCGCUGAGCUCUGCUGUCCCAGAUGGAGAUGGACGACGGGAAGGGCGGCUCGGGGCUCCGGCAGUAUUACCUGUCCAAGAUCGAGGAGCUGCAGCUCAUAGUGAACGAGAAGAGCCAGAACCUGCGGCGGCUGCAGGCACAGAGGAACGAACUCAACGCCAAGGUGCGGCUGCUGCGGGAGGAGCUGCAGCUGCUGCAGGAGCAGGGAUCCUACGUGGGAGAGGUGGUGAGAGCCAUGGACAAGAAGAAGGUGCUGGUCAAGGUGCACCCAGAGGGGAAGUUUGUGGUGGAUGUGGACAAGAACAUUGACAUCAAUGAUGUGACCCCCAACUGCCGCGUGGCCCUCCGCAACGACAGCUACACCUUGCACAAGAUCCUGCCCAACAAGGUGGACCCGCUGGUGUCCCUCAUGAUGGUGGAGAAGGUCCCAGACUCCACCUACGAGAUGAUUGGGGGCCUGGACAAGCAGAUCAAGGAGAUCAAGGAGGUCAUCGAGCUGCCCGUGAAGCACCCGGAGCUCUUUGAGGCUCUGGGCAUCGCCCAGCCCAAGGGGGUGCUGCUCUACGGCCCCCCCGGCACGGGGAAGACGCUGCUGGCACGGGCUGUGGCCCAUCACACCGACUGCACCUUCAUCCGUGUGUCCGGCUCCGAGCUCGUGCAGAAGUUCAUCGGUGAAGGGGCCCGCAUGGUGCGGGAGCUGUUUGUGAUGGCGCGGGAGCACGCGCCCUCCAUCAUCUUCAUGGACGAGAUCGACUCCAUCGGCUCCUCCCGCCUGGAGGGCGGCUCCGGUGGUGACAGCGAGGUGCAGCGCACCAUGCUCGAGCUCCUCAACCAGCUCGAUGGCUUCGAGGCCACCAAGAACAUCAAGGUGAUCAUGGCCACCAACAGGAUCGACAUCCUGGACUCGGCCCUGCUGCGCCCCGGCCGCAUCGACAGGAAAAUCGAAUUCCCCCCUCCCAACGAGGAGGCCCGCCUGGACAUCCUCAAGAUCCACUCGCGGAAGAUGAACCUGACCCGGGGCAUCAACCUGCGCAAAAUCGCGGAGCUGAUGCCGGGGGCCUCGGGGGCUGAGGUGAAGGGUGUGUGCACAGAGGCUGGGAUGUACGCACUGAGGGAGAGGAGAGUGCACGUCACACAGGAGGACUUUGAGAUGGCCGUGGCCAAGGUGAUGCAGAAGGACAGUGAGAAGAACAUGUCCAUCAAGAAGCUGUGGAAGUAACAGUGAGGCUGGAGCUGCUCCCUCUGUGCUGUCAAUAAAGAGCUGCUGUGGCCAGG